AUGGCCGGUCAACAUCAACAAUACUCACCACGAUAUCCUAGUCUAUUAGUUACAUUUAAACAUAAAUCAGAAGAUAGAAUAACAUCUGACACUUAUUCCAAUCCACGAACACGUCGAUCUAAAGACAAUUAUUAUCCAUUGUCUUUUCAAUCAAAAAGUGUCUAUUUUAAUGGUAAUCAUCGAUACCAACAGCCACAACAUUUUAUACAACGACCGCAAACGCCACCACGUCGUCAACAACAACAACAACAGUUUUAUAAUAAAUGUGAUCGUAUUCAGCAUCAAUAUAUACAACAACAGCAGCAACCUAUACGACCAUUAAUGGAAAUCAAAGAUAAUUCAUUUCCCUUACAUAAUGAUAUUGAUUAUGAUAUUGAUGAUGAUGAUAAUGAUAAAUCUUGUCGUACUGUUCCACAAAAAGAAGCGAAACAACAACAACAACAGCAGCGUAGUCAAUAUCGUAACAGAAAAGCUGAAUUAGAUUGGGAUCAUGCAUUUGAUUUAGAUCUUAUUAAUUUAUAUACAACACAUAUUGAUACUGACAGUCAUUCAGUAACAAGUACAAUAAGUUCAACUGAUACUUCAUUUUCUUCUAUCUAA
This is a messenger RNA of Adineta steineri, 600 nucleotides long. NCBI's taxonomy places the organism in Eukaryota, Metazoa, Rotifera, Eurotatoria, Adinetida, Adinetidae. The record is from the annotation of a GenBank genome assembly.